Messenger RNA from Rhodamnia argentea, 3118 nucleotides. Its product is annotated as GPI ethanolamine phosphate transferase 2. The record is from RefSeq and is a predicted model, not a curated record. Lineage: Eukaryota; Viridiplantae; Streptophyta; Magnoliopsida; Myrtales; Myrtaceae. Gene Ontology annotation, biological process: GPI anchor biosynthetic process. Bases 22 to 2958 code for a protein of 978 amino acids. The transcript has 18 exons. Gene Ontology annotation, cellular component: endoplasmic reticulum membrane.
CGAACCGAGCGGGAAGCGGGAAUGUCUCCUUCUUCUUCGAUUACAUGCUCCAGAUUCGCCACAAUCGCCGUAGCCGCGGUUCUCCUCCAAUCCCUCGGCCUCUUCCUCUUCAUCUUCGGCUUCUUUCCCAUCAAGCCCGCCCUGUCUGGUGUCAGUGGACCGGAGAGCUUCCGUGCGCCAUGGCCCGACGGCAUUGAAAAUGAUUCAGUGACGGCAUUGCCUCCUGAAAAGCUCAAGCAACUAUAUCAGGAAUUAUCUGAGAUCAGUCCUCCGUUUGAUCGGCUAAUUCUAAUGGUUAUUGAUGGUCUUCCAGCAGAAUUUGUGCUCGGAAGGGACGAUAAGCCUCCGAAAGACGUUUUUGUUGAAGCUAUGCCUUAUACUCAGUCGUUAUUAGCGAAUGGAUUUGCAGUUGGAUACCAUGCAAAGGCUGCACCUCCUACUGUUACAAUGCCACGCUUGAAGGCUAUGGUAUCUGGGGCAAUUGGGGGAUUUCUGGACGUGGCAUUCAACUUUAAUACACAAGCUUUGCAAGAUGAUAAUAUUAUUGGUCAAUUCUUUCGGACUGGUAGGAGGAUGGUCAUGCAUGGUGAUGACACAUGGCUUAAGUUAUUUCCAGGAUCAUUUAUUAGGCACGAUGGAGUGGGCAGUUUUUUUGUUAAAGAUACUGUUCAAGUAGAUCAAAACGUUUCACGACAUUUGGACAAAGAGCUUUGCAGAGAUGACUGGGAUCUUCUGAUUCUCCAUUAUUUAGGUUUGGAUCAUGUUGGUCAUCUUGGUGGACGGAACAGUUUCUUAAUGGGCCCAAAACUCAAGGAGAUGGAUAAAGUGAUUGAGAUGAUUCAUCGAAGCAGCCUUCGGGAUAAAAAAAAUCAUCAGAAAGGGACUCUUUUGGUGAUAGUUAGUGACCAUGGCAUGACUGAGAGUGGUAACCAUGGGGGUUCUUCAUUCGAAGAAACUGAUUCAUUGGCUGUUUUUUUUGGUCUGGGUGGUCACACACUUGACUAUGCAUCAGCUACAGACAAUUCAGCUAAUCAGAUUGACAUUGCAGCUACUGUAGCUCUCCUCUUCAAUGUACCGAUACCAAAAAACAAUAUCGGAGUUGUCAUCCCACAUGCUCUUAACUUUAUGACAGAUGCUGACAAGAUGAGAGCUUUAGAGUUAAACUCUUGGCAGUUGUUAAGAUUGUUGCACGCCCAGUUGUCUGGUCUACCCUGUGAGCAUGAAUUAGUAGAGGACUUCACUGGAGAUAGAAAAUCAGUGGUCAGUGAGUGCAGUGGAAACAUAGAGCAGGUCUUCUGUUGCUUAUAUCAGAAUGCUGCCAUCCUCCACAAAUCCUGGAAGUUCAAGAGGAUCUCCAUGUCAAACAUUGAAGACUACAAUAAUGCUGCCACAGCAUAUUAUGCGUUCUUGAGGACUGCAAGUCAGUGGUUGGCACGCAGAAUGACUGAUAAACCUGUCAGCCUGCUUGUUGUUGGUAUUUCAGCAAUGCUUCUCUCAUGUCUGAUCUUUCUGGGGCUUGUAUUUCAUAUGAAUAAGGCCUUGUACCUUAGAGAAGACCAUCAUCUUUCCAGCUCGAAAAAAUAUGCCUUUUCAUGGCAUUUGGAUGAGAUCUUCCUUGUGGGUGCGACAUUGAUUCAUGUCAUAAGCAUGGGAUCCAGUUCGAUGGUAGAGGAGGAGCAAUAUAUUUGGCAUUUUGUGUCAUCGACAUUUUAUCUGUUAUUAAUUCGGAAAACUGCACAGACCAUUCCGACGGAUAGAACUCAAAGUUCACUCUUCUUGCCCAUGUCUCAGAAUCGAAAGAUCAAUUAUCCAAUUAUAUCCAUCUUUUCUGUACUUGUAUCUGGAAGGAUUUUGAGAGCCUGGCACCAGGGUGGUAUAAAUUGGGCAAAUCUUCCUGAUAUUUCUAAAUGGCUAAAACUGGCAGGACAUGAAUAUGUGAAACAACUUCGACUGCUGGCCUGCCUGUUGGUAAUCAUCUUAAGUAUUUAUGUUCUAUCAUUCUUAUGGACAAGGAGGAAAAUGGUUUUAGUGGUUGGUUUCAGCUUUUUUAUCCCGGGAUUGAUGGUUUUGAAAUAUAUAAUGAGUCACGAGGACGAUACGUCAGGGUCAUUUACAUACAACUACAGUUCCACUAUAUCAGCACAGAAGAUAUAUGGAGUUCUUGGUGCUCUUACAGUUGUGGCUGUUGCAUCUGUACCAUGGCUAAUACAUAUUUCGACUUCCAAGGCAUGCUCGAAUGGUGAUAUCUGCUUGUCUACAUCUGUUUACCAUGACGUUCUAAAUUUGUCUCUGCUGAAGGAGAUGAGAGACUCAUUUUAUGUCAUAGGGUGGGCAUACAUAUUUUGUUGGUGUCUCCUUCAACUGUUGCUCCAACAGCCAACAAAUUCGUUGCCAGUGUUUUUACUGCUUGUGCAGAUCUAUGCCAGCAUGCUUCAUUCUUUCAGUGCUGUGCCUGCUCAUAAGCAUUGGAUUGAGGUCGCUGCAUUUUACCAGUUGGGAAUGGCUGGUCAUUUUGCCCUUGGGAACAGCAACUCCCUAGCUACAAUUGAUGUUGCUGGUGCAUUCAUUGGCACUUCAGAUUUCUCUAUGCUAUCAUCUGGCGUCUUGAUGUUUAUAAUCACCUAUGCUUCGCCGCUGUUGUUUCUCCUCAGCAUGGCAAUGUGGAUUUCUAUGAAGGAUUUUAGUUGUCUGGUCACUUCGCAGAAUGCUAAUUAUGGAGAUCUCCUGAAGAUGAUGCUUGGUUUUCCUUGUGUAAUACCUUUGUGCCUGAAUUCGGUUAUGCUGACUGCAUACACUAUCAUACUGCUACUCAUGAGAAAUCACUUAUUCGUAUGGAGUGUCUUCUCUCCAAAGUACCUUUAUGUUGCCGCUGCAACCAUUUGUGUUUAUGUGGGGGUUUUCGUCGUAGCUGCUACUGGAACUUAUAUAUACUUGGUGGUGAUUUAUCGGAAAAGAUAAUAGUAGGAGCUUCAAUAGCGGCACGAGGAAAAUUUUCUUAGCACUUUAUUGCAGGAGAGAAAACCAGAGAGUAUACACGAUGCUGCUACCUUCCAUCUUUUCGACAGAUAUGAGGAUCGCCCUUGACAAGUACAUCUAGGAGGCUUUAGCAUGUGUGUGG